AUUGCGCGACAGCUUAUUUCCCUCUUUCCUUUUCCCUCGUCAUUUUUCACUCUCCCUCCAUUUCAUUUCACAACACGAAAACCCUAAUUCCAUGCUAAAUCGUGAAUCCGUUUUUUCCCAAUUUCGUGAACCGAUUCGUGAAUCCCUAAUCCGUGAAUCCAUUGAAGAAUCCCUAAUUCAAAAUCCCUCGUUAAAGGGUUUCUGAAUCAUCAAAGGUUUUCCAGAACUAUCGGCUUUGUGGAUGCUGGAAUCAACUUUUCUUUGCAAGUUUUCAAGAAUGCUCAUCUUACUUAGUGGAGGCAGUAAGCAGUUGUUGAAUGCAAGUUAAUUUGGAACCGAAGCACUAUAUCAUCCGGGAUUUUGCAAAGACAACUCUUUCUCAAGAUGACUAAAAGAGGUGGAAAAGCUAAGGUAUUAGCACCAGGAAAACUUCAAGAAGAACGAAAUCGCAUAAUUAACAAGAAGCAUAUCGUUAGGAAACCUGCUCAAACAACAUUGUCUAUGCAGGAUGCAUCAUCGGCACCAACACCAGCUCAGGCAGCACCGUCCGUGCAGGUUGCAUCGUCGAUGCCGACAUCAGCUUCGAAAAAAUCAUCUGUGCAGGCUGCAUCGUCGAUGCCAACACCAGCUCAGGAAGCAUCGUCCGUGCAGGUUGCAUCAUCAAUGCCAACAUCAGCUUCUAAAAAAUCGUGUGUGCAGGCUGCAUCGUUGAUGCCAACACCAGCUCAGGCAGCAUCGUCAGUGCAGGCUGCAUCGUCGAUGCCAACACCAGCUCAGGCAGCAUCGUCUGUGCAGGCUGCAUCGUCGAUGCCAACACCAGCUCCAACUGUAGUACCUGUUCAUGCCACUACCUCUGAGAAAUUCAGUUUUAUGCCUACUCCAACUUUAAGCCAUCAAACAAUGGCUGGCCCUCAAAGUAUAAACCUUCAAACAAUGGCUAGCCCUUCAAAUUUGGCAGAGGAGGAAGAUGUGGAUGCUGAUGAGGAUGAGGCGGUGGGUCAAGAAACUAUUACCCCUCUUGUGCCAACAAUAGAUGAGAAUGGGAAAGUUAUUAUAAAACCAUCUGGUACUGGGCUAGUUCCUGCCAAAGAAGUUGCUGGUGCCAUUAAUUAUGCGAUACGCAAACAAUUUUAUAAACCUAUACAUCAUUGGUCUGCACUCGAUCCUGAUACGAAAGCUGAUUGGUUUAAGUUGUUUGGAGAGAAGGUUUCGUGGGAUCCUUUCGAUCAUGCAUUUGUCUAUAGCGCAUUUGAAAAAAAAGGAAGAAAACGAUUAAACGACAUGUUGGGGAAGGCGAGGAGAAAAGGGACUCGACCUUCAUGGAUUGGUGAUGAUGCUUGGGUUGAACUUCAAACUUAUUGGAAAAAGACCGAGUUUUUGGCUGUGUCUUCUCAAAACAAGACCAAUCGAGCUUCCGCAAGAGGCGGAGCAGUCCACACCACAGGCCGUAAGGCUCAUAUUGAUGUUGCACUUCAACUUGUAAGUAAUAAAAUCCUAACAAAUUAUUAUUAUUAUGAAGAUUCUUUAUAUCUUGACAGUUUUACUCGUAUUCUGUAUUGAUUAUUGGAUUAUUUGAUUUUUGUAGUCACGUGAACUUC
This is a messenger RNA of Lathyrus oleraceus (garden pea), 1598 nucleotides long. RefSeq lists its product as uncharacterized. The transcript has 6 exons. NCBI's taxonomy places the organism in Eukaryota, Viridiplantae, Streptophyta, Magnoliopsida, Fabales, Fabaceae. The record is from RefSeq and is a predicted model, not a curated record. Bases 385 to 1560 code for a protein of 391 amino acids.